AUGAAAUUCAACUCUGCCGCCGCUCUUCUUUUUGCUACUACAGCAUUUGCUGGGAAUAGUACCACAACCAGCUUCUUUACUACUACUGAAGUUGUCACAGCAAUAACAACAUUCUGUCCAUCCGCAACUACAAUAAUCACUAACGGUGAAACUUUUACCGUCAGUUCCGCUACUACCCUAACCAUCACUAACUGUCCAUGUACCAUAACAGUAACUAGCCCAGUAGUAACUACGUCUCAGCCACCUUUUGUUAACACAACUACUUCUGCUCAAUCUGUCACAACUACUCCCGUCCAAUCUGUCACCACUACUCCUGUUCAAUCUGUUACUACUACUCCUGUUCAAUCUGUUAUUACUACUCCUGCUCAAUCAGUCACAACGACCCCUGUUCAAUCCGUUACCACUACUCCUACCACAGCAGCAACAACAGCAACAACAGCUACCACCAGCUCCAUUCAAGUACACACUGGUGCUGCUAACCAAUUGAUGGCUCCAUCUAUCGCUGGUGUUCUAGGUGCCGCUGCUCUAUUAUUCUAA
Kazachstania africana CBS 2517 is the source of this 537-nucleotide messenger RNA. RefSeq names its product Spi1p (gene SPI1). Gene Ontology annotation, biological process: fungal-type cell wall organization. The transcript has a single exon. The record is from RefSeq and is a predicted model, not a curated record. Gene Ontology annotation, molecular function: structural constituent of cell wall. Lineage: Eukaryota; Fungi; Ascomycota; Saccharomycetes; Saccharomycetales; Saccharomycetaceae. The coding region runs from base 1 to 537 and encodes 178 amino acids. Gene Ontology annotation, cellular component: fungal-type cell wall.